Salvia miltiorrhiza (redroot sage) is the source of this 744-nucleotide messenger RNA. RefSeq names its product receptor-like protein 36. The record is from RefSeq and is a predicted model, not a curated record. Gene Ontology annotation, molecular function: protein binding. The transcript has 3 exons. NCBI's taxonomy places the organism in Eukaryota, Viridiplantae, Streptophyta, Magnoliopsida, Lamiales, Lamiaceae. Bases 267 to 611 code for a protein of 114 amino acids.
CAAAAGACAUUUGCUCACAUAACAACCUUCAAAGACUCAAACUACUUAGCCUGCACUCGAACGAAUUGGAGGGAGAUAUAGCAUUGAGUUUGGGUCAAUGUACACAACUUGAGAGUAUUGACUUGUCAUGGAACAACUUUGGUGGAAAUGUCCCUCGAGAAAUUGGGAACAUCACACAGCUUAAGGAAUUACGCCUUAGUUGGAACAAUUUGAAAGGUGGUAUACCGAAAGAGAUUGGUAAUCUUAAUAAUCUAGAGAUAUUAGCCAUGAGUUCCAACAAUCUUAGUGGACCGAUUCCAAGACAAAUUUUGAACAUCACAAGUCUCCGUCAACUAGACCUCAGCAACGUCUCUUUAAAUGGCUGUUUACCAAAAGACAUUUGCUCGCAUAACAACCUUCAAAGACUCAAACUACUUAGCCUGGGGUCGAACAAAUUGGAGGGAGAUAUACCAUUGAGUUUGGGUCAAUGUACACAACUUGAGAGUGUUGACUUGUCAUGGAACAACUUUGGUGGAAAUGUCCCUCGAGAAAUUGGGAACAUCACACAGCUUAAGGAAUUAGACCUUCGCUAUAACAAUUUGAAAGGUAUGGUCUUAUCUUUAUACUAUUAAUUUAAUUGAUAAUCUCCAAAUCAAUUGAUGAUAUAUAACGUCAUUCAAUUUCAUGCUUUGUUUUUCAAGCUUUGCAUUGUUUUACAGUUCAAUAAAUCUAUGCAACCACAUUGUGGCCACCCGCAAUUUAGUU